AUGUGUGACGACGAUGUUGCCGCUCUCGUAGUUGACAAUGGCUCUGGUAUGUGCAAGGCUGGUUUUGCCGGGGAUGAUGCUCCCCGUGCUGUCUUCCCCUCCAUCGUUGGACGUCCCCGUCAUCAGGGAGUCAUGGUGGGUAUGGGUCAGAAGGACAGCUACGUAGGUGAUGAGGCCCAGAGCAAGAGAGGUAUCCUCACCCUGAAGUAUCCCAUUGAGCACGGCAUUGUCACCAACUGGGACGACAUGGAGAAGAUCUGGCAUCACACCUUCUACAACGAGCUCAGGGUAGCUCCGGAGGAACACCCAGUCCUCCUCACUGAGGCUCCCCUCAAUCCCAAGGCCAACAGAGAAAAGAUGACCCAAAUAAUGUUUGAAACCUUCAACACCCCUGCUAUGUAUGUAGCCAUCCAGGCUGUCCUCUCCCUGUAUGCAUCUGGUAGGACCACUGGUAUCGUUCUUGACUCUGGUGAUGGUGUUUCCCACACAGUCCCCAUCUAUGAAGGUUAUGCUCUUCCCCACGCCAUUCUCCGUCUGGACUUGGCAGGCCGAGACCUCACUGAUUACCUUAUGAAGAUCCUCACUGAGAGAGGCUAUUCUUUCACCACCACGGCUGAGAGGGAAAUUGUCCGUGACAUCAAGGAGAAACUUUGCUAUGUUGCUCUUGACUUUGAGCAGGAAAUGGCCACUGCUGCAUCUUCCUCAUCCCUUGAGAAGUCCUAUGAGCUUCCUGAUGGUCAAGUCAUCACCAUUGGCAAUGAGAGGUUCCGUUGCCCCGAAGCCCUCUUCCAGCCUUCCUUCUUGGGUAUGGAAUCUUGUGGCAUCCAUGAGACCACCUACAACUCCAUCAUGAAGUGUGACGUUGACAUCCGUAAGGAUCUCUAUGCCAACACUGUCUUGUCUGGAGGCACCACCAUGUACCCUGGUAUUGCUGAUCGUAUGCAGAAGGAAAUCACUGCCCUAGCCCCUAGCACCAUGAAAAUCAAGAUCAUUGCUCCACCUGAGAGGAAAUACUCUGUAUGGAUCGGUGGUUCCAUUUUGGCCUCCCUAUCCACCUUCCAACAGAUGUGGAUCUCCAAGCAGGAAUACGAUGAAUCUGGCCCCAGCAUUGUCCAUCGUAAAUGCUUUUAA
Messenger RNA from Drosophila navojoa, 1131 nucleotides. It is a transcript of the gene Act5C, whose product is annotated as Actin 5C. The record is from RefSeq and is a predicted model, not a curated record. Lineage: Eukaryota; Metazoa; Arthropoda; Insecta; Diptera; Drosophilidae.